This is a messenger RNA of Trichobilharzia regenti, 1381 nucleotides long. The record is from the annotation of a GenBank genome assembly. Lineage: Eukaryota; Metazoa; Platyhelminthes; Trematoda; Strigeidida; Schistosomatidae.
UUUCCCAUUUCGAAUUUCCAGUAUUUAGAAUUAAUUGGCACUGGAUUAAAGAUUUGUACAUUAACACCCUACUUUGACAGAUAGAAAUCUCAAGAAUUUAUCAGCUUUGUUUUUCUAACCUCCUGGGUACUGCUACUAUAGUAAUGGAGGCUAUAAUUUACGAAUUUCUGACACAUGGGUUUCAAAGUUUAUCGUCCAGCACAAACUAAUGUUAGUGUCUGGUUGAAAAACAGCCUGAUAGCUCAUCAUAUAUUGUUCUUGGUGUUAAUGGCAACUCUUAUUGGUCUAGCAUGCUGGUUAUUGAUCUGGACAUUAAGAUUUUCUCAGUUCGAAACUAUUUUGAAGACAUAUUACUUCUCAUCUGGAAAACUUAUUUUGCUUCUGUCAUCUAUAUUUGGGGCUGGAGUGGUUGUUUUUGGAUAUUGUAUCUUCAACGUAGAGAGCCCUAUGUUAUUGUUAAUACAUAUCAUCUGUACUUUUAUUCUUGUUGUAGCCUUUUUAUCAGUAAGCGUAUGUGGUUAUAUGCUGCUGCUACAGUUGGAAAAUGAGUUACCGACUAAAUUUACACUGGCUUUAACUAAGUAUUAUGGAGUUAAUAUGUCACUUCGUCGAAAUGUGGAUAUAACAAUGACAGUGGAUGAAAUUCAGUUUAAGUUUAAAUGUUGUGGUACUUAUGGUCAACAAUCUAGUAAUUCUUCAUGGUAUAUUUAUAGAAAAUCAAGCGUUUGGUAUCUUGUGACUCAGGAAAAAGCUUCAAAAUCUCAACUUCAAUAUGUCCCAGAAAGUUGUUGUGUCUUAAAGGAUAAAUAUUUUGAGUUCAAUUCUUUCACAGAACUUCAAUUAAAAAGUGAUGUUUUCCUAGACAGAGAAAUCUGUGUCGGUUAUAAGUCACUUUCUGCAAGAGAUGAUAUUGCUCCUCGUAUCGACAAUCCAGGAUAUAUAACACGAAGUAAUGCUUAUUUGCACGAACAGGUAAGGUUUUCGGUGCUUUUCACCUUCAUAUUCUCUUCUUUAUUAUAAGGGGUGUGUAACAGUCGUCAAGCAAGAUUAUCGGCAGUAUGCCAUCAUGUUGGCUGCUUCAGGGACAACUGCUCUUGUUUUAUCUAUAAUUGGACUAAUUAUCUCAUUCGCGUUAUUAUCUCACAUUGAAUAUCAACAGUUUAUUCGAAUUUCUACUGAAUAUGGCUCAUGCAAUAUCACAACAAACACGGAAUUAUCUGCACGUGAUAAUAUUAGCAUUAUAUCGAAGCAGACGUCAAGUAGUGAUAUACUAGUUAAAGCGUAAAAUUAUUUGUAUAAUAAUAAUUUUCGUAUUCUUUUAAACUCAUAUCAUGUCAUAUCAUAUUAAAUUUACCAGCAUUUUUACACAGAUAAAAUAAAG